Messenger RNA from Punica granatum (pomegranate), 3905 nucleotides. The record is from RefSeq and is a predicted model, not a curated record. Lineage: Eukaryota; Viridiplantae; Streptophyta; Magnoliopsida; Myrtales; Lythraceae.
UUGAUGCCACUGAUAUCAGAAUUUGGGCAUUCCCCACAAACAGCACAGAGAAUAUUAUGAGAGAGAAAGAAGAUGCAGCAGCAGUGAAUUUCUAGAGAGAGAGAGAGAGAGAGUGUUGUACCGUUCCACUUCCACUGCAGCCUCAGAAGGAGAGCGCAAGUGGGUCAAUUUUGUUUCUUUCAGACGGCGGCAGUGGACUCGCCUCGGUGACUCACCCCUCCCCACCACACCCACUUGCUCAAGCUGCUGUCUUUUUCCGGCGCCUCUCCUCUGUCUGUGUCUCCUAUUGGCUACCCUUUGCCCAUAGAGAUGUCUCAGCUGAGAAGGUAAACGCCACUGAGGAGGACAGUUUCUUUUUUAGCUCUGCUGAAGUUCUUGAAAUCGGGAAGAGGCUUACUUUCAGUUUCGUCAUCUGGGUGUCGUUGUUGUCGGGCUGUCUCUGCGAUGGGUUUUGUUCUUGAGCUCAGGUGAUGGCGAAAACGGGGGCUUUUUCCGGGCCCGAGGAUAUGGAGGCCUUUCCGUAUAGAUAUUCGGUCAUUUAGCAUUUGGUGUUGAUAUGUUCAGUGGAGCAACAUGAGGAAUCUUCUCAAGAAGUUCCACAUUGUGUCUAACCAAUCAGAGGAUGCAGAGGGUUCCGGUUCGUUGAGGGGCAGUCACCCCAGCGAGCACAAUAGGCCCUUCUCGAGUCUUUCGAGCUGGUUGCAGUCAGUUGCUAGCAAGCACGGGUCGAGCACCCCUUCUUCCUCGAACGAGACGAGGAGCGAGCGGAUGGAAGGAUCUGAUUCUGUCAGCACGAGCAGCAGGACAGCAGAUGUUAUUGGCCAAGAUGGGACUUUGCGGGAACCGGGCUCAGGGAACUCCAGGGAUCCCGAUGUGGAGGAGGAGUAUCAGAUACAAUUAGCUCUCGAGUUGAGCGCGAGGGAGGAUCCUGAAGCAGUGCAGAUUGAGGCUGUUAAGCAGAUUAGUUUGGGCUCUUGUUCUUCAGAUAAUACUCCUGCUGAAAUCACUGCUUACAGAUAUUGGAACUAUAAUUCCCUUGGCUACGAUGACAAAAUCUUGGAUGGCUUCUACGAUCUAUACGGGGUCCUGAAUGAAUCCACUUUUGGGAGAAUGCCCUCGCUGGUUGAUCUGCAAGGGACUUCAAUCUUGGACAGUGUCGCAUGGGAAGCAGUCCUGGUCAACAGGUCUGCUGACUCGAAGUUGUUACAAUUAGAAGACAAGGCCUUAGAGAUUGCUGUCAAAUUGAGAUUGGGCCCACGGGUUCCUCAACAGGCUGAUUUGGUGCGGGCCCUCGCUCUUUUGGUUUCUGAAUACAUGGGUGGACCUGUCGGGAACCCCGACAAUAUGCUGAGAUCAUGGAGAAGUCUUGUCUCUAGAUUGAAAUCAACCCACGGGAGCAUGGUGUUGCCACUUGGCUCUCUGACGAUCGGGCUGGCUCGGCAUCGUGCAUUGUUGUUCAAGGUUUUGGCUGAUAGUGUGAGCAUCCAUUGCCGCUUAGUUAAAGGAUACCAGUACACAGGCUCGGCCGAUGUGGCUAUGAACUUUGUAAAGAUUGACGAUGGAAGGGAGUACAUAGUAGAUCUGAUGGCAGAUCCAGGCACUCUCAUACCAUCUGAUACAACCGGGUCAUUUUUGGAGUGCGAUGAAUCACUCUUCCCCGCAAGACCUCUUUCUGAAGAUACCAAUGCAUCCCGUGGAGCAUGUUCUGGUAAUACGUUGAGCAGUUUUAUUGAAGGGGCAUCAUGUAUUGGAGCAAUUAUCAAUGAGGCAAAGGAAUGGUCUGAGACCUCUUCAGCAAAGUCCAAAAGUAGAAACUCUUCCACUCAGAAGAAGAGAGUGCCAGCGAGUGGACUCCCUCAGAGGCCUAAUUACCCAUACUCGCAUGCAAGAUCUCCUUCAUGGACAGAAGGUGUCAGUUCACCUGCUGCUCAUCAGAUGAAGGUGAGAGAUGUCUCGCAGUACAUGAUUGAUGCUGCAAAUGAGAAUCCACAAUUAGCACAGAAACUCCAUGAUGUAUUACUUGAGAGUGGAGUGGUGGCUCCCCCAAAUCUAUUCUCCGAAGUAUAUCCCAAGCAAGUGAAAGUUGAGGCCAAGGUCCAAAUCCAAACUGAAGCAUGCAAGAGACCAGAUGAUCGUGAUAGGUCCAUCUCUUUACCUCCUCGGCCUCCUCCUCGGCCUCAGGAGAUUCACAUGGAGCGGCAUACACCUAUGGAAGCAUCAGCCCUCAACAGUCCCGUGGAAUCACAAGUGAAAGGACAACCUCUUGCAUCACUGCCCGAUGUGGGUCCUGUGAAGUAUACAAAAGAAGUUCCAGUUGCCGCUGCAGCUGCUGCAGCAGCUGCUGUCAUGGCUUCCUCGAUGGUGGUUGCUGCAGCAAAGUCGAGCACUUCCGAAUCAAGCUGUCUCGAUCUUCCAGUGGCAGCAGCUGCCACAGCCACAGCUGCAGCAGUGGUGGCUACUACUACAGCUGUGAAUAAGAAGUAUGAGCAUGGACCACAAGGUGACGGGGAAACAAAUAGUAGUAAUCAGGAGCCUGAUGACUUUGUAGGGGUGAACUCGGAAGGGGAGAGGGAGAGGGUAUCCGAUCGAUCAGCAGGUGAUGAUAGCGUAAAGUCUGAUGUUGCAAUGGAUGAUGUAGCGGACUACGAGAUUCAGUGGGAAGAGAUCACCUUGGGUGAGCGUAUUGGGCUUGGAUCAUAUGGGGAGGUCUACCACGGAGACUGGCAUGGAACUGAAGUUGCUGUGAAGAAGUUCCUCGACCAGGAUAUCUCUGGUGAAUCACUUGAAGAAUUCAAAAGCGAGAUUCGGAUCAUGAAGAAAGUUCGGCAUCCCAACGUUGUUCUCUUCAUGGGAGCGGUUACUCGUGUCCCAAAUCUUUCAAUCAUAACGGAGUUUCUGCCCCGAGGCAGUUUAUAUAGGUUACUCCACCGGCCUAACAAUCAACUUGACGAGAGAAGGCGAUUAAGAAUGGCCCUUGAUGCAGCUCGGGGAAUGAAUUAUCUCCACAACUGCAACCCCGUCAUUGUGCACCGCGAUCUUAAGUCCCCAAAUCUCCUGGUAGACAAAAAUUGGGUCCUGAAGGUUUGUGAUUUCGGUUUGUCUCGGAUGAAGCAUAGCACAUUCCUCUCUUCAAGGUCUGCGGCUGGAACAGCGGAGUGGAUGGCCCCAGAAGUGCUGAGAAACGAACCUUCCAAUGAAAAGUGCGAUGUUUAUAGCUUUGGGGUCAUAUUAUGGGAGCUGAUUACUCUAAAACAGCCAUGGGGAGGAAUGAACCCGAUGCAAGUUGUUGGAGCCGUUGGAUUCCAACAUCGACGUCUAGAAAUACCCGAUGAUAUGAAUCCUGCCAUUGCAGAUAUCAUCAAGAAGUGCUGGCAAACAGACCCGAAAUUGAGGCCCUCAUUUACUGAGAUCAUGGCAGCAUUAAAGCCAUUGCAGAAGCCGAUCAUCGGUCCCCAAGUCCUUAGACUGAGUGCUUCACGACCAGCUAAUACUAGAGAAUGUUAAGAGAGUCACAGGCUGUGAAGGGGAGGAUUCCACCGUACGUUAUCAUCAUUCAUCUGCCAGAACUUUGAGGCAAGCUGUAGAUUAGUUUGGGGACGAACAUUGGAAAGAAGAUAAAGCUCGGUUCGAUAAGUGAUCAUGCCAUAAAAGAGGGUUAUGAUUCUCUUAGUCCCUUUUGCGUGUUUGUCUUCUCAACUAGCUGUGCAGUGUGUUACACAAUGUCACGUGAGUACUCAGUAAAGAUACCAACGAUGUGAAAUUUUGUAGACGAGGUACUCCCCCGAUAAGUUGGUCUCGCCGAGGAGGAAAUUACUGUUCAUACUCCGGUUUGCUGUCUGAUAGUGGAAUGAUAUACAUGGACCCCAAACAAGUGAUUCUUAAAGGAUGAUAAGUGUUCACAUGUC